UUGUAAACCAAAAAUAAGGUUUCUUUUAAAACUUUAGAACUUUAAUCUCCAAAAUUAAUAUUUUUUUUAAACUAAUAUCUGACAUAAUUAUAUUUUUUCUUGUAUUAUGUAUACUAUCUUUAAUAUUCAUUUUUAUAAGCCAUCCUUGCGGAUUAAUACUUUUCCUACAAACUUUAACAAUUGCUCUCCUUAGUAGACUACAAUUUUUAUAUUCUUUAGUCCACUGCAAUCUCUUAAUUUUAUUUAGACGUCUGAAAAGAGGUUUUUUUACUGUUAUCCUUCCAAAAAAGGCAACUUCUCUUAAUCUCCUUUUUACUGUAGAAGUACUACGAGGCAUAUUCCUAGAUUCAUUGAUCUGAGCUGCUAUCUCUGCGUCCGUGAGUCGUCGAUCACGUUUACUGAUCAAUACAAUACGUUUAUCUUUAGCUUUUGUAGUUUUUCGAUCACGCCCAGAACGUUUUCUAUCGCCAAAGCUCCUUGUGGAUGCAUAAUUUUUCAUGUUGUAGUCCCCAGUUCAAACUGGGACUGAACUACAAUCAUAAAUACGUGAGAAAUAAGUCACAGUUAAUAAAUAUGUAAUAAACAAAUCAGCCGGUACUUACAAGUUUCGACUUGUCGCACUUGCGAACAAAUAAAAAACAAAAUUAUUUUUGGUAGGUUUCAACUUCGCUUGAAAAUAUGGAAGCGAAAUUUGUUAAAGUGUAUUAUUUUAAAAUUUAUAAGCGGAUUGUAGGGAGGGUAAAAACUUUUGACCGGUAGUGUAGCUAGUAGACGUGAUGACAAUAUAGACAGGCUUAUAGUGAUGGGAUUAGUACAGGGAUACGUCAAUAGUCUAUUAGAUUAUUAGAUCAAAUCAAUCAAGUUACAGACAAACCCCUUCACCUAUUCUUGCACCAAACUGAAGAUCGAUAUACAUAUGGUAGUAGAAAAUAAAGAAGAGGCCAUGACACUCUUGAUUAAUAAACGAGAAUAGAGAAAGAGAAAUAUCCGAUAGGGACAUAUGCUUUCGUCAUUAUUUUUAAUUACAACUCAUAUGAUUUUUGUCAGAACGGUCUGAGAAAUUUCAGUAACCACACGCACACUAUGAGUGUGUCAAGCGGAGCCAUACAUCUACAUUCUAUGGAAGUAUUCUCAAUAAUUUAGUUAUAGUUCUUCCAAUAUCAAUUGCAGAUUAUAAAAACCCUUGCCAAUAAUUCUGUUCAAUCUACCAUAGGCGUGAACUGAGACCUUUUUGUACCCCGUUCUUUUUUUAUUUUGGAAAACGAAAUUUCAAAGCAAAAACCAUAAAGAAAAAUAAAUUUUUGGCAAUUAAACAAAGGGAAAAAAAGCAGAAUCGUCUGAACUAUAGUCAUCAUUUGAUUGAUUUAUGAAGAGUUGUGAAGAGGGUGAUACUACAUACUCAUCUUUGAUAACAAGUCUUGAGUAGCUUUGUCAACUGAUUUCAGUUUGUCUUCACAUGUUUUUCGGUUCUGUGAACGAACCCCUUUCGUGACUAGUCGAUAAAUGGUAAAUUAACUUAUUCUAGGUAAUUCAGCAAUUUUUAUUAUGAUUGCAUCGUCAGAUUGCUGGAUAUUUACCUUUUUCAAACAUUCGAAUAAAUUUAAAAUAACUUGCCUGUGUUUGUUUAUCUAAAUCUUUAUUAUUAAAUUCAUACCUGUCUUUAUUCUCACUACACUGUGCAAUUUCAUUCGCUCACGGUCUGAAGAGCGCCAUAUUUCUAUUUAUUUAAAGAAAUUUAUGAAUUAAAUGAAUUUCACCAAGCGACGCCACUGCUUAUCGUAGACUGUCUGGCAGAAAUAUUUCGAAGAAAUUGUGUACGUACGCCAUACAGUGCAGAAGAUGAAUAGAAGAACUAUACCAAACGAAACCUUUCAACCUUUUCCUAAUUUUGUGAAAACUAUAAUAGAUUAUUCAUUUAACACGACAUAUCAUCACUACAAUAGAAAAGUUGAAUAGCAGUAACUAACUAUUGAAAAAGAGAAAUAAAAGAAGAUUGAAAAGAAUUACCAUUAAAGUCAUGAUUCAGUCGACCCUGCAAAGCUAUCUACAAUUCAUUUUAUAGGCGUUUGUUUAUUUUAAUUAUGGAGGAAAUUUAUUUUAUUAUCAAAAUAUAGGUUUCGGAUUGUUGUAAAUAUGUGUGAAAAUUAAUUAUCUGCAAGAAGUUUAGUUUGUAUCUAAAUAUUCAGCUGCAGAUAAAAUGUUGAGAAGUUUGACGUGUUUGUUGAAUGCAAAUUUAGCACCGAAGAAGGUUGUUGAAGAACCAACUGUAUCGAGACUAUUGUCUGAAGGUGAAAACUUUGGAAGUGUUAUGUAUAAACUCGAAUUCAUAGUUCAAGACGAGAACGGCGAUAAAAAACAAUUAACUGCAGUUGCUAAAACUCUCCCGGAUUCCGAAAUUUUUAGGAAAAUAUUUUUCAUUCAAACAACUUAUACUAAUGAAAUCGCGUUUUAUCAAAUUAUAAUACCAACUUUACAACAAUUCCAAAUUGAAUUGGGAAUAGAAGAUGUGAUUAAUUGCUUUCCGAAAUGUUACGCUACGAGGAAAAACUUACUUAAUGACAGCGAUAAAAUUACGGACGACGCUGUAAUUAUUCUAGAAAAUUUAUCAACUUCUGGUUUUAUCAAUUGUGACCGAACUCUGGGUUUGGACUUGAACACAACCAAGUUGAUUCUUCGAGAUCUGGCACUUCUACAUGGCGUAUCGUUGGCUUUUAAAUUGAAGCAUCCCGAGAAAUUUGAAAACAAAAUUAAGAAAUUCUGCACCCCUUUUGAGCCAUCUCAUCAAAAUUUGAUACCUGUUUUGAAAAUGAUUAUUGAAGAGAAAAAAGAAUUAGCUCACUUAGCUCCUAAAUAUAGAAGCUGGGGCUUGAGCCCACGUUCACCAAUAAACGAACCUAUUGCAUGUUUAAUACAUGCAGAUGUAUGGACAAACAAUACAAUGCAAUUAUUCCAAGACGAUAAGCCGAUAGAAAACAAAUUUGUUGACUUUCAAAUUUACCAAUACGGCUCUCCAGCAGCUGAUGUAUUUUUUUUUCUGUGGUCUUCUGUUGCUCUUCAUGUGCUUGAAAGUAAUUUAGAUGAUUUAUUAAAAUAUUACACUGACCAGUUACAUGGAGUACUUAAAAAGCAUGAGUGUAACAUUCCUCUUUUAACACACGAAGCAUUUUUGAAGGAAAUGGAGUCAGUUUCGGAAUAUGAAUUCGGACACGCUUUUUUGUUCCAUAAUUUAAUCGUAAACUGUAAAAAAGGAGGACAGGAUCUAGAAAAUCCCGACGUUGAGAAAAUUUUUGAUGCUGUUCCGUUGGAAGUGAAACAAAAAUCUUGGUUUAUGUUGGAAGAAUGUAUGAGAAGAGGGUGGUUUAAAUAUAGUUAAUCUUGCGCAUCUGAAAUUAAUUCUAAUUGUGGGGAAGUUCCAAAAAAUAGAGCAAUUAAUUGUUAUUUAAUCUAUGUCUACUAUCAACAAGACUGUUUUAAAAUUUUUAUUCAUUAUACCAAAUUCAAAAUAUUGUUAUUGAUUUAUCAAAUGAAUUUGGUUCUAAAUUUCAUUCUAAAUACAGGAUAAUAAUAAACAUUCAUGUCAAAACAUGGAAACCCAAAAUUAUAAAUACUUUGAAUAUAGAGAAUAUUAUUAUAUAUUACUAGCUGACCCGCAGACUUCGUACUGCCUUAGUUGAUAAAUAAAAGGCUUAAACUUUUGUAUAAAAUAAACAUGAAUCAAUUAAAAGGAAUCCUUUUUUAUUAAAACAAAUAAAAAAAUACUCGGUAUGUUUUAUUACUAUUAUUGUUUUCGAUUAAUUACACAUGAUGUUGCUUACUUACAAAACAGAGUUCUCCUGGCUAUUUAUAAGAUUUCAAUUUGAUAUUGACAGACACACACACACAGUUAUGAUAUAGUCUGUUAAUCAGCUUUUUUGUCAACUAUAUUUUUUAUUUUGUUUUGUGGUGCGUAAAUAAACAAAGAUGACGGUUUUACCGACGCGCGAACAUGCCAUGUAUAAUUGUUCAUGCGCGAAAAAGUUGAUAUCGCAAACUUCCAACGACUGACCUUGCGAUUUAUUUAUGGUCAUCGCAAAGGUCAGACGUACCGAAAAUUGUAAAAGUUUAAAAUCGAAUGGUACACGCACGAUCGAGACAUCAUCUCCUUUGUAUUUCCCUUUUAUGAUUGUUGCCUCAAUGACGUUAUUUAUCACCUUUUUCACAGCCAGUCUUGUUACAUUGCACAGUUUAGUUGAAUAAUAAUAAUAAUGAGUGACAACUGAUCCUACUUUUAACUGCAAAUUGUGAAGUGGUAAUCCAGGUAAUUCCAGUGAAUUUAAAAAGUCUCGAGGGAAACCCACUGUCCCGGAAAAAAAUUCUGAAUGGUCGCAUUAAGUUCCCCGACAAUUUUAUUUUUCCCCGCCAAUAUUGCUCGUUCGCCCAGUCAAUUAUGGUUAUUGAAUUGUUGCGCUAUAUCUGGGAAAACACGCUGAAUUAGAUUCUCUCUUGAGUCUGUGACUUAUACGACUAUUUUCUUGAUCUGUGUAUAGAAACAACAUAUAUUGCCCAAAAUGAUCAAUGCUUCAAUAAGAAAACUGAUUUAAAUAACCUUAGUGUAAUUUAUGCAUAUCUUUUAAAUUUUGUAAAAACAAAUUCUAUAAAAAUUCAAAGCCACAAACAAACAACUCACCUCACCUAACCUAUAAAGUUCAACUUCACUUAUAACAACCGAGCCUAUAAAAUUUAUUGUCAUUUGUAUACAAACCAAUAAAUAUUCAGCUAUAUUCGUAACGACCUAACCUAUUAAAAUUUAAUAUUAUCCAUAAAUUAACCAAUCAAUAUUGAACAUCGUUUACUGCAACUUAUCCUUAUCUAACCUAUAAAAAUUAAACAUCAUUCAUUACCCAACCAAUUAAAAAUUAAUAAAAAUUCCUAUAGUAACCAGAAUCAAUAUUUUUAUCAACGUCACGUAUAUUGAAUUUUGAAUCCUAUGAAUUUGAAAUUCUUACAAGAAUUUAUACAACUUAAAGUCACCACAAAUCUCAAUUAAUUAUUGUAAAUAAAACUUUAUUAUUGUUAUACAUUUAUACAUAUUUCUUAUAUUGUACUUGACCAUAAUUUCAGUCCCAGACGAUGAAUACAUAAGUAUUUGAAAGCUUGGAUAAUAUAUUAAAAUUAGUCUA
This is a messenger RNA of Diorhabda sublineata, 5159 nucleotides long. RefSeq lists its product as uncharacterized. The coding region runs from base 2198 to 3373 and encodes 391 amino acids. NCBI's taxonomy places the organism in Eukaryota, Metazoa, Arthropoda, Insecta, Coleoptera, Chrysomelidae. The record is from RefSeq and is a predicted model, not a curated record. The transcript has 3 exons.